UGAUAAUGACAUUAUUAUCACACUGGUAUCCACUUGAUACUGCUACAUGAAUAUGCCAAUAUCAUUACACUGGUAUCCACUUGAUACUGAUACUAUAUAUGAAUAUGCCAAUAUCAUAACACUGGUAUCCACUUGAUACUGAUACUAUAUAUGAAUAUGACAAUAUCAUCACACCGGUAUCCACUUGAUACUGAUACUAUAUAUGAAAAUGACAUCAUCACACUGGUAUCCACUUGAUACUGAUACUAUAUAUGAAUAUGCCAAUAUCAUCACACUGCUAUCCACUUGAUAAUGAUACUAUAUAUAUAUAAAUAUGACAAUAUCAUCACACUGGUAUCCACUUGAUACUGAUACAUGAAUAUGACAAUAUCAUCACACUGGUAUCCACUUGAUACUGAUACUAUAUAUGAAUAUGACAAUAUCAUCACAGUGGUAUCCACUUGAUACUGAUACUAUAUAUGAAUAUGACAAUAUCAUCACAGUGGUAUCCACCUGAUACUGAUAUUAUAUAUAUAAAUAUGACAAUAUCAUCACACUGGUAUCCACUUGAUACUGAUACAUGAAUAUGAUAAUAUCAUCACACUGGUAUCCACUUGAUACUAUAUAUGAAUAUAACAAUAUCAUCACACUGGUAUCCACUUGAUACUGAUACAUGAAUAUGCCAAUAUCAUCACACUGGUAUCCACUUGAUACUGAUACCAUGGUGUCCACAUAAGUGGUAGUCGAGGAUGGUAAGGUAAAAGCAGACGUUGUCAGCAUGAAGUGAAACGAUACAGUAUUGUAAAAGUGAAACGAUACAGUAUAUCUGUCAAGUGUGACUCACUAAAACGUGUUUGUACCUGCAGGAGGUAUUUUCCUCAGGCGACUUCACAUUUGUUGUCUUUAUUACCACUUUUGUGGUCCGGGGGAUUUUAAAAAGCCGUCGUCGUCGUCGCUUCCCGACACGCGCCGGCCGCCCCUCCUUUUCCCCCCCUCGGACGACCUCAGCUGAGACCUGCACCAGUGGGCUCGGAGCCUCCCCCGGGAGAGGUCUGUGCAGGAACACCACACCCUGAGCCAGCCCGAGGAUCAUGGCAAGGUGCGGGAGGGUUUAGAGCGAGAAGAACCAUGAGGAGGUUCCUGCGAGGACCGAGGGAGGAGGACUGCAGUCAGAUCCACUAUCUGACCGCCAAGUGCUCCCGUCUGGCUCGGGACAAAGCCUUGUCUGAGCGAGAGGUUGCGGUGUGGCGGGAGAGGGAGAGGAAGCUGCAGAAAGACUUCCAGAAUGUAGCUGCUCAACUUGUCCACCAGGAGAAGACCAACAUGGAGCUGAAGAGGUCGCGGGACCACCUGCUGGGAAACAUCCGCCAGCAGCAGGAGGUGGUGGAGACGUUGCGGAGGCGUGUCUUCCUCCUGGUGGAGGAAAGCGAGCGUGAUGAGGAAGUGACACGUCAGGUGACCUCAGAGCUGCUCUGCCUCCAGAGCUCCGAGGUGCAGCUGCAGGGCCUGCUGGAGGAGCUGCACGCCGAGGCCCAGCACAGAGACACAGCGGAGGAGGGCCCCGCGGCGGAGCUGCACGGCGAGGCCCUCUGUGCAGACGCACGCACACAGAGUCUCCUGGCAGAGCUGCAAAGUAAGACUGCAGUGUUAGAAGAUGUCCAGCAGGCUAACAAGAUGCUGAUGCAACAACUGAAAGACGCUGGAGCUGCACAUGAACAGCAGGUGGCGGCCCUGCAGCGGCAGAACGAGGGCAGCGUGAAGAAGCUCCAGGACACCGUGGAGCAGUUUGAGUGGCUGUGUCAGCAACAACGAUACUGGGUGGACUACAUCAAGAGGUUCAAAGACUGCCUGGUGGAGGAGAGAGAAAGUCUUGUGCAUCGAGUGAACACUCUGGAGAGAGAAGCACAAACCUGGAAGAAGUCACGUCAUGGAAGUCUCCAGAAAGAUCCACGCUGCCCCCUGCAGGAUGCUCACUCUCAUAGAGCCCCCCGGUCCUCGUGGGACAGCAAUGAGGAGGCGGAGCUAGAGCAGCAGGUGAUGAGGUCAAAGGUCGUGUAUGAGACGCACCAGGUAGACUCACGGCCAGCAGGGGGCCGUGAGAAGUCCACCAUCUGCAUCUCUCCUGCUGCUCCCAGUAUCGCAGUCCAGCUGUCUGCCGGUGGGAGAGACGAUCCAGAAAUGAUCUGACAGAACGAUAACAACCUUGAAAAGACUUGAAGUACAGACUGGAUUUUAUUCUUUACUGUCGUCAAAAGAUCAUGUUUCCACUUCCUGCUUACUGCUGAAGCCGCAGUUAAAUGUCCCAAUACUUUUGUCCAGGGUCACUAACAGCCAGGUUAACAAGCACAGUAUUGAUUUUGGAUUUACCUUUCUCUUCUUUUUACACUUGUAGUGCCCAGAACAUUAAAAAAUGGCAAAAAGACUGAAAAAUGUUCACAGUCAACAGUUUUCAACAGUUUUUGACCUUCAAAACAUUCCUCUUAGUCGGGACAACAAAUGCUCCUAUUUUUUUCCCGUACAAAUUCCCAGUUUUCCCGAAAUUCCAGGAAUUCCGAAAUACCCAUUCUCAAUUCAAACUGUAACUACUCCAACAUUUUUCAACCCAAUCCAAAAAUCCCAACACCGACACAUUCCUAUCAUCCAGGACAACUGUGCUAGUAUCACUCAUUUCCUUUUUUCCCAAACAUUUCCAGGAAAUUCCCAUAAGGACGAACAGACAUAUUCAUAGAUCUACAAUGCCCAAUACGAUAUAUUCCAUAUAUCAAACGUAAAACAUGUUUUCCCAUACCCCAAAUUCCCGGAAUUUUCCGGAAUGUUCUCCCUAUUGACAAUGAAUGGGUAUUAUACAAUCUACUGCGUAUCGCACAAUUCUCAUCCGUUUUCAACUGUUCCAACACACUCCACUUACCCCGGUUUUGAAAACUCCCUGAUUACCCGGAAUUACCAGGAAUGUUUUUGCUGAUACUGGACCGAUAUCAUGACACUCCUGGUGGGCAAAAAGUGAACUUUCUAGAAAAAACGACAACAUGAACAUUAUCAAGCAAUAUAAA
Molecule: messenger RNA, 3029 nt
Organism: Entelurus aequoreus (snake pipefish)
Lineage: Eukaryota; Metazoa; Chordata; Actinopteri; Syngnathiformes; Syngnathidae
Exons: 8
Coding region: 1108-2166 (352 amino acids)
Source: RefSeq, a predicted model, not a curated record